GAAGGUCAGCGCCGCCGCCAUCUUGCCGACGACCCUUAACCCCACGCGUCGUACAGAGCGCCGGCGCAGGCGCACAGCAUUCGGCCGGGAGUGCUUGUGGAACUUUUUUCGUACUGUGGCUGAGCGGCUGGGCGGCUGGCCGGGUCUGGGCUCAGCAUGGCCGCCCUGUUUGUACGGAGCGUGGUGGCUUCGGUGGUGGACCUGAGUCGCCUCGCGGUGAAGCCCCGAGCCUUCUCGAUCCUGCUAGGGACGUUGCCAAGCGCCAAACCCUGCGCAGAGGUGCGCUCACUUCUCUGUGGAGGUCCCGUGCUGUCCCUACAGCCCUCGCUGGGCUUCAAGACCAAGGGUGUCAUCAAGAAGCGCUGUAGAGACUGCUACAUGGUGAAGAGGCGUGGGCGCUGGUUUGUCCUCUGUAAGACCAACCCCAAGCAUAAACAGCGACAGAUGUAGCUCUUGCCUUCAAGCAGUGUCCAUGGAAAAUUCAUUGAAAUGAAUUUAUCAGAGAAAAAUAAACGUAAGCAUUCUGUAAGAUCCGUGGGCCUUAGGGCCUUGUUGAACCUGCUUUCCCCACAUUGUAGCCCAGUUCCUUCAAAUCUAAUCAGACCAGAGCUGCACACAGAGGAUUGUUACAGUUCCUGUGGCAGUCGGUGACCCUGAUUGACCUGAAACUUGGAGAGAACCUCCUGCCUCUGCCUCUGCCAUUUGUUACCACCUGCAGCAGAUUGUAAGUGCUUUAACAGGCUGCCUGAACCAGAAGGCUCCUGUGAGGUGAACAACAAUCCCAAUUUAAGAACAAAUGACAUUCUUGUGUAGCAACUCUCCCUACCUUUGCUCAAGGAAACCUUGUUUACAUAGAAAUGUCUUUUGGAUACCAAUUAAAAUGUUUGUCGUUACUGUA
Molecule: messenger RNA, 898 nt
Organism: Rattus norvegicus (Norway rat)
Lineage: Eukaryota; Metazoa; Chordata; Mammalia; Rodentia; Muridae
Source: RefSeq, a predicted model, not a curated record